CAGAGAAGAGUGGAAAUGAAUGCAAACAGCUCUGUGGUCUCUUUAUUUCCUGUUUCCGGAGUCAGUUUAAACUUUACACACAUGUAGAAAUGUAAGCUCGGGGGCCAGGUGCGUACCCUGUGUGUGUAAACUAUGUAGACGUUGCAUUUUCCCAAUCCGUAUAUCUUCUCAGUGUUUGUGUGACGUGACGAAACGAAUAACUAAUUCAAGGUAUUAUCCUGCUUUAUUUUUGGGAUAUGGAUACAUAUUGGACGUGACAAUAUGCAUCAAGAAAGGGUUAAGAGAGACACCUUCUGACCAAAAAGGACAAUUACAGGAGAGAUGUAUUGGAGAUACCAAGAUCCAAUAAUGUAAUAUAUAAUAAUAUAAUAAUAUAUGCCAUUUAGCUGAUAAUGUGGUGGGAAUGACGUGACUGACACCCUUGAUAAAGAUGAGCAAUAAUGACUGUAUAAAAGCAAUUAUUCAAAUACUGAGCUAUAUUAUAUGCUCAAUUUCCUUUGGAAAUGUUUUUAUACUAAUACAAUUGCUCAGAGAAAGAAAUGCUGUUUCACAAUUUAUUUUUAAAUCUCAGAGGUAGGCGUUAAAGAUAUGCUAAGACAUGCUAAGACAUGCUAACGGUAAUUGUGAACGGUUAGCAAGUCUUGGGGGUAUGAUCUUUGGCCCUCUGUAACUUUCUCACUCAUCAUUAUUCCCGAUCAAUUCAGGAUUAUUCGUAAUCAUGGUAGCAUCCACAUUAAUGUCGAAGUGUUUAAAAACAUAUAUUCUUAUUUAGAAUCAAAUGUACCUCAACAUGACACAAUAUAUUAUUUAACAUACAUUUCUAUUUGGCACAAAAAAAUAAACACAACCUAAACGAACUGCAAGUGCAUCCAACAAGUUUGUAGAGUCAUUGCAUUAUAGGAAUAUGGGACCAAAUACUAAACUUUUGACUACUUUAUUUACAGAACAGAAAUAUAAACGCAACAUGCAAUAAUUUCAAAGAUUUUACUUGUGUUACAGUUCAUGUAAGGAAAUAAAUCUAUUGAAAUAAAUAAAUUAGGCACUAAUCUAUGGAUUUCACAUGACUGGGCAGGGGUGUUGCCAUGGGUGGACCUGGGAGGGCAUAGGCCCACCCACUGUGGAGCAGGGCCUAGCCACUGUGGAGCAAGGCCCACCCACUGUGGAGCAAGGCCCACCCACUGUGGAGCAAGGCCCACCCACUGUGGAGCAAGGCCCACCCACUGUGGAGCAAGGCCCACCCCCUGUGGAACAAGGCCUAGCCAAUCAGACUGAGUUUUCCCCCACAAAAAGGCUUUAUUACAGAACCCCCUUCCCUGUCCGAUGAUCCCGCAGGAUGUGAUUUUAGAGUGGCCUUUUAUUGUCCCCAGCACAAGGUGCACCUGUGUAAUGACCAUGCUGUUUAAUCAGCUUAUUGAUAUACCACACCUGUCAGCUUGAUAUAUUAUCUUGGCUAAGGAGAAAUGCUCAUUAACAGGGUUGUAGACACAAAAAUUGAGAAAAAUACGUUUUUUGUGCCUAUGGAACGUUUCUGCAAUAGAUCACGUGGUGAAGAUUCAUGCGUCGUUUCCAUGGAGUUGUUUUUACACGCUUUUUGUUGAUUGGUCAAAGGAAAUAUGGCCGCAGAAUAAACAUUCACAACGAUUGGAUUUUGGUGUUUGUUGUUUAACCAAUGAAAAUAGGUGCUUUGUACAAACUGACGCAUGUCCAGGAAGUUUUGAGGUUUGUUUGGGGGUGAAAACAGCAAAGUCUGGGAUAUUCUUAAUAUUUUCGUCGAAAUUUACAGAAUACAUUUUUGGAAGCAAGCAAACAUUUAACUAUUUUGAAGUUUGCAUGUUUGUUAUUUACAGAACAUUGUUGAACCUCUGACUGAGCCAACAUGGAUUCCUCUCCAGUACUGCGUCAGCAAUGUCAGAAUACACUCCUGAACGACCAUUCAAGUCUCAACAGAAUAACAGCAGACACAAAGCCAGGCUCUAAACACCCCUCUGUACCCCACCCUUCCAAACACCCCUCUGUACCCCAUGGCCAUCCUUCCAAACCGGGGCCUGAGAACAAGGACCCAGCAGCAGCCUCAGACAACGGUCCUAAACUCAUGAUAAGAUCGCUGGGCAUCAGCAGACUCCCAGUGCUGGCCAAGUCCCUGCCCCUUAAGACUCCCUCUGACUUCACGCGGUCACACAAGAGAUGGGAGGACAACUCUGUAGCGGGUAAAGCCAAGAGGAUGAAACCAAGCACCAAGCCUGUGCCUUUCAACUUCUCUAAUCUCAAAGCCAACUGAAUGGGGGCACAGAACCAGAGGGGACCACUGACUGCUACUGCAAGGGCUGGUGCUCAACCAACCCAACCUAAAAGGAGUGUGGAGGCCGCCUUCCACUCUGACCCUUCUGCCCUAUGUAGUAUCCUCCAGAAUGAGGGAAUCAGGGCAGCCAGGGUUUUUAUGUCCAGCCGUCCCUCUACACAAGCCUAUAACAACAUGCCCCAGAGAGUGUCCAUCAUGAAGAAUGGUCUGAGGACAGUGCCCUCUGCUGGUCCUGUCAGAAAUGUAAAGUUGUCUCCGGCCCUGGGCAACAUCCUGCAAACUGAAGGGGUCAGCUCCCCUCUGGAGUUGGAGAGGGUAUCUGUCAUGAAGAGUCACCAGACGACAGCAGCUUCUGCAGGUCCCGUAAGGUCUGUUCGGUUCUCCCCUGAGCCUUCAUCCCUCAACAGCAUCCUGCAGGAUGAAGGGGUCAGCUACUCUCUCCAGCCCCAAAGAGUGUCUGUCAUGAAGAGUCACAAGAAGUCAGCAGCCUCUGCUGGUUCAGUACGGCGUGUUCAGUUCUUCCCAGAUGCUGCAGCCCUCGGCAGCAUCCUGCAGAAUGAAGAGGUGAAGGCUGGGAGACCCCUGGAAGCCACACCCCAGCGCACCUCUGUCUGUCCAUCUGGCAGGGGCACCUCCAUCUACACUGCACAGCGAGUACCCAUCACAAAGUGGCACACUGAAGCUCCUGGAGAACCUAUGGUGACAUCAGUCAGCCUGACCCCAGCCUUAAAGUGGACACCCCAGCGGGUCCCUGACACAAGGCAUCAGCCCAUGUCCAUGAGGAGGCUCCUGUCUGCCCAUUGGACCCCCUACGCAGGCUCUCCCAGACUCUGGGGCCUCCAGGGCCACAGCGGAGAUCUGGAGACAUGCAAGGAGGAGGUUGUCCAGACAUUGUUUAAGGAGACUGAGGAGGAAGAACAGACAGACUGUGUGGUGUUGGAUCAAGACCCUGCUGAGAUGCGAGCAGACCAACAGCUGGCGAAGGAGGAGAAGCAAAGUAACACAGGAGGACGACUCCAGACUUUCUUCCAAGCCCCACACAGAGAAUCAGUCAUUUUCUUCUCAACUGGCAAGAAGCUGCACAGAGCAGCUCCAGCACAUGAACAGGAGAGCCCUGUGGCUGGAUUUCUGGAGCGAGGUGGGCCCAUGGAACAUUGUGCUGCAGGAGGACAGGAGUCGAUGCACCUCCUCCCUCUGCAUCCAGAGUUAGACAGAGCCUCUGCACCAGAGAUCCCGGAAGUCACAGCUGCAGCCACAGAUCUGACCAGGUUGACCAACCUCUCAGCUUUUGUCCCCCUGUGCCAGCCCAGAGGUAGGACUCAAAGUCAGUGUAUGUACAAGCUGAUUGUGCUUAUACUUGCUCUUUGGAGUCUAGUCUGGGUUACUGUAAAGCAGUUUUCGACAACUGAUGUUGCAGAAAGGGCUUUAUAAAUUAAUCUGUUUAAUUGAUCGAUAACCGUGCAUAUAGUUGCAGGUAGUAUUAUGUUCCCAAAGAGCGGUGCUCUGACAUCUGCUACAGCCUUGCUCCGCCAGCGCCUCCCCCCUCUGAAGGAGCUACGUCUGGAUGAGGAGGUGGCCACAUACACCACCUCCCCAGCCCUACCUCCCUCGUCAUCCUGGCCCCUGCAGACCCGCUGUGGAAACCCUGUAGCAGCAGCCCUGCAUCUCCAGGACUACACUGUGAGUUGGGUAUCCUCCUUUAGUUGACAUACAAUUGCGGCCAAAUAUAUUGUCACCCUUGCACUUUUCUGAAGUCAUUCCAUAUUUCUUCUAAAAUAAGUUAAAAUUCAAAAAGCGUUUUGUCCCCCACACUUAGUUAUUGGAUUUUCAACAUUGCAGAACAAUUUUAUUUUUGUAAACUAAAGUUUACCAUUUUUAUUUAGAAAAUUAGGACAUGGCAUAGACAGAAUUAUCUGCAGAUAAACUCUUCUUGUAGCCAUCAAUGUGCUUACUGCACCUUUCUACUGGCAAUUUGGCCCCUCAUCAGCAGCAAACCACUCUAAUUAUUCAGUGUGUGAGGGGUACCCUCCACCAACUGCUGUUUUCAGCUCUCACUGUAGGUUAUGGAUGUGAUUUGGUUCUGUACUCUUCGCUGGCCACUCCAGAACAGUCCAGCAUCUCGUCUUGAACCAUUUCAGGGUGCUUUUUGAUGUAGCAAGACAACGACAACAAAAAAACACAAGAAUCAUCACCUUCAAUGGACACUGGGUCGAACAUCAAUCUGCUGAUUUCAUGAUGUCUUGCACACGUUGAAGGCCCCCAGUACCAGAGGCAGCAAAGCAACCCCCCCCCAUGUUUAAUUGUAGGGAGGGAAUUAUUUUUCUUUCUUCAAUUGAAAUUAUUUAAGAAAAGUGCAAUGGUGCCAAUACAUUUGGCCUGUAACUGUAUUAGUCCUAUAGGCAUUUAUCUAUAGCCUCGGGUUCCAGGAUUCCUCCAGCAGCCGAUUUGAUAAACAGGACUUGGUAGGAUAACAUCGUGAGACUAUCCAACCUAUAGACUAGGAUUCAUGUUCAUUGUGGAUUAAUCAGAAGAGCAUCAUUGACCAUGUUGUGAUAGUUGAAAGUAUUUAAUACUCUUUUCCUGUUCUUCCCGUUCAUUCCUCCCCUUCAGUGUUUUCGGCCAAUUAUCUUAGACCCCUCAUCUACUUCCUACUCCUCUCCUCUCUGGGAGAGAUGACUCAUCACUGUUUUAUUUUUUUAGUCUGGUCUAGUUUACUGAUAAGAAGAGACCCAUAAUGGAUUGUUAAGCUACAUAUUUAAGGAGUGUGUAUGUUUGUUUUCCGAACCCUGUUAUAGCCAGAUUUGCUGUCACACUUAAAAAAUAUCUAUUACUGCUCCAAGUAGCUACUUUUCCAAAACUUAACAUAACCAUGUUCAAUAAUGUAUCAAGUUAGAAACAUUUUUACCACAUUGGCAUGCACUGGCUAUAUAAUGCUAAUAAUACUUUUUAUUUAUGACAGUAUUACAGUAUGCAAAAUAUCCAAGAAUGAGACAUUUUUACAUUUUGAUUGGAAUCAGAAACUAAGUGAAUGAAUUGAUGUCCAGAAAUCAAAUGUUGGGUGGGUACCAAUGAUUGAAAUCUAUGAUUUUGGAGUAGGCUACUGAACCCAUCGGGGAAUUGUUAACUUGAUCAAUGUUGCAAUAAAAUUUAUUUUUUACAGCUUUCAAAAAUACGAAAGUAAAAUUUUUUAUAAAAACAUGUGUAUUAUGUUAGCAUUUUAUCAAUGUGUGUGUGUGUGUGUGUGUGUGUGUAUAGUGACAUAGUGUUGAACUAACUAAAUUAGGCCCAAAUCAGAUUGUCUAGAUUUGUUUAUAAUAAAUGCAUAUGAACUUUC
Messenger RNA from Oncorhynchus keta (chum salmon), 5633 nucleotides. RefSeq lists its product as uncharacterized. Lineage: Eukaryota; Metazoa; Chordata; Actinopteri; Salmoniformes; Salmonidae. The record is from RefSeq and is a predicted model, not a curated record. The transcript has 13 exons. The coding region runs from base 2279 to 3730 and encodes 483 amino acids.